This is a messenger RNA of Tachysurus vachellii, 1511 nucleotides long. It is a transcript of the gene prg4a, whose product is annotated as proteoglycan 4a. Gene Ontology annotation, biological process: immune response. The transcript is spliced from 13 exons. The coding region runs from base 114 to 1511 and encodes 465 amino acids. The record is from RefSeq and is a predicted model, not a curated record. Gene Ontology annotation, molecular function: scavenger receptor activity; polysaccharide binding. NCBI's taxonomy places the organism in Eukaryota, Metazoa, Chordata, Actinopteri, Siluriformes, Bagridae.
UUGUGCACAAUGUUUGUGAUUUAUACACGUUUACUUUCUUUGAUAGAUUUUGCUGUUUGGAUCAUUCAGUGUGGAAAGUGAACAGGUUAAACCCGAGUGUUUGGAGAGUUACGAUGGCUGAAUGGACUCUGAUUUGCUCUGUGCUGCUAACAGCCUGCGUCCUGCUGCAGCUUUGUGCCGCUCAAACGAGCUGCUGGGGCCGAUGUGGAGAGCCAUUCUCACGUGGGCAGAUCUGUACCUGCGAUAAUGAAUGUCUCACUCACAACGAAUGCUGCAAGGACUAUGAGAAAGUCUGUACCUCCAGUGACUCAUGCAAGGGUCGAUGCGAGGAAGCUUUCAGGAGAGGGAGGGAGUGUGAGUGUGACCCUGACUGCACCCUUUACAACUCCUGCUGUCCUGACUACAACACACACUGCGAUAUGAAUUAUACUGCACCAGAAGUUAAGAACGGCAAAAAGUCCGGAGCUUGUGCUAACGGCGAGUUCAGAUCAGCGCUCCCUCCCGGAGGCAGUGUUGUGGAGCCGGUGCCAUUCACUGAAGAUCUAGCUGCAUCUCCUGCUGAUGCUGAUCUUUACCUCCCUCUUCCUCCUGAAAAUCCUAUGGAAAAUACAGCAGCCCCUCUUCAUGCUGGAACAUCUCUUGGAGAAUCUCUUACCGAUGGAAAUGGACAAGUCCAGAUUUCUAUCUCUAUGCUUGACCAAAGUGGAGGCCCUAAUCAACCCGCUGAUGUCUCAGGGUCUUCUGCAGGAAGACCGAGCACACUGACAGACAUAGCUCAGGCUCUGGAGGCCGCUAACACAGCAGGACCUAGCCCUAACCUCUGCAAUGGCCCCCCGAUCAACAGUGUUGCUUCACCGUUCAACAGCUCCAUCAUUGUUUUCAAAGGUCAUUUCUUCUGGCUCCUGGACCCCAAGACCAGAUCAGCCGGUCCGGCACACAGUAUUACAGCAGACCUAGGCAUUCCCUCACCUAUCGACACUGCCUUCACUCGCUGCAACUGCGAGGGCAAGACCUACAUUAUCAAGGGUGAUAAUUACUGGAGCUUUCAAAAUGGUGCGAAGGAUCCAGGUUACCCCAGAUCUGUAUCUAAGGACUUUGGAGGGCUUUCUGGAAAAGUUGUUGCUGCUCUCUCUGUCCCUGCCACCAAGAACAAGCCAGAGACUAUUUACUUCUUCAGGAAAGGAGGUAUGGCGCAGAAACUCACCUACCCUCUUGGAAGUGGGCCAACCUGCACAGGGAAAAAAGGAAAGAACCCCAUGUCUGCUAAGAAUCAGCAACCAGCCAAACUUUCCGGAGAGAUCAACAUUAGCCUGAAGUGGAAGGGGUUCCCAACCCCGGUGACCUCCGCUCUCUCCAUGCCCAACUCAAAGAAACCUGAUGGGUUUGACCACUACGUCUUCUCCUGGCCCAAAGUCUUCAGCGUUAAGAUCAGCGGUGAUAAUCCUGUUCUGGCAUCUACUGCUAAGCCGUCUGCUGAAAAUGAUGUCAAAACCUGGCUCAACUGUCCUUAA